AUGCAUAUCGACGCCUCUCGCAGGCGCCAGGAAGAGGUCCGCGAACCACCUCCUGCCACGAGACUCGGAGCUGAGGUCGGAUCGCAGCUUUACCCAUCAACACGGGCGAAUGAGCUUGUUGAUCCUCAGCCACUCGAUGCACCCGUGUUUCGGUGUGGCAUCCAUCAUCUCUCGCCCGGGGAUCUCCGGCGCCGGCUGUGUCAUAACCCGGCAAUAGAUGGACGCGCGUUCGACAUCGAAAUCCAGGACACGGCCACGAUCAGAGCUCUCAAGCAAAGCAUCGAAGCAGAAACAAACAUCCCCGUGCAAAGGCAGGUCCUCGCGGUCCUCGGACCCGGCGCCGUCAACUUCGACGAUGCCAUGCUCGUCAAGAAUGUCAUGAAGCCCCAAAGCACCAUCAUGCUGCAGGACUCGAGCCUGGGCAACAACCAGGGCCUCCAGGGGCAUCAUUACGGCGGCACCUUCUCCCUGGGCACCUUUGUCCACCAGGGCGACACCGUCGACCAGGGAUUCUGGGGCCAGUCGCCCACAAACCGAGGCCUCCACAACUUCAGCGACGUCUUCUCCACCAACGGCAUCCUUCAGCGAGGCGACCACUACCUUGUGCAAGUGCCCGGGCCCGGGCUCCUCCAGCAGCCCGAUCACCAGGGCGAGCGCCACCCCGAAAGUGCAACGGGCGGCAGCCAGAACACCCCGCGACGAGGGCACACGUAUGGGAAUGCGAGGACCGAAGAUACCGACCACACCCAGGGCGACGAGAUCAAUUCGGGCUGGAACGGGCCGGCGCCUACGGGUGUAAGGCAUCGGUACGGUGAAACCCAGUCGACCGGAGGUGGGCUACACCAGGGCAACAUAUUCGGGAAGCCUACCUGA
Messenger RNA from Clonostachys solani, 873 nucleotides. NCBI's taxonomy places the organism in Eukaryota, Fungi, Ascomycota, Sordariomycetes, Hypocreales, Bionectriaceae. The record is from the annotation of a GenBank genome assembly.